UACUUAAACCCAUCAUUAACAUUGUGUUAAAGGGAGUUUUGUAUUAUAAAUGUAGGCAUAAUUUUUAACUCGUUUAGUUUUAAAUUUUUUUUACAGUUUAGCAUUUUAUUUUGAGUUUUUUCAUGGUUCAAUGUAUUGCAGCAACAUGUAACUUAGCCACAGUUGUCGGUUACAAGUUGUAGACCGCUGUAACGACCACCUGCUUUUUUUCGGCAAGCCACGCCCUUAUUUACUCUAUGACAACUAAAGCGCGCAUGGCCGCCUUGAGAUUUAAAACAUUAAAAAGAGUCUUAUCGUAAAAUAAACUUCUCAUGAAAUUUUGAUUAUGAAUAAUCCCAAUAUGUAUGAACAAUAAUUAUUUAGUUGAUUAAACAACAUUUCACCAUUUGGUUGCCGAAUUUUUUUAGCUACUCGUAGUCAUAACCUCACUGUACUUGGUGCGAUUGGUAUUCUUUGCUUGUCACAGCUUAUGUACUGUGUAACAGUGUGGGGUUAUCGGUUAUUAGGCCACGGCAGGGUCAAAUAUCAAGAUGACACAGGCGGAGAAAAAAAAAAGCAAUUAAUGCCUUGGUACAGUGUGGAAAUAAACUGAACUCUGUACCACAUUGUCAGUCGUGUGAAAAAAGAUUUGCUUGACAGAAGUUGCUUGGAAGAAGUGGAUGCUGAUAGUUGACAUCCAUAUAUCGUUUUGUACUGUUAACUAAUUCAACAUGAGCAAAUACGCCGUUAAGAUAGGAAUUAUCGGUGGUUCUGGAUUGGACGAUCCGAACAUCCUGGAAGGCAGGAAGGAGGAAGCGUACGAGACCCCGUAUGGCCCGCCGUCUGACGUGCUGAUAUCAGGGAAGAUCAGAGGCGUGGACUGCGUCUUGCUGGCCAGGCACGGGCGCAAGCACACCAUCAUGCCCAGCAACGUGAACUACCGUGCCAACAUCUGGGCCCUGCGCGCUGCGGGCUGCACGCACGUGAUAGCGUCCACCGCGACCGGCUCGCUGCAGGAGGACAUCCCCCCGGGCUGCCUCGUGGUGCUCGACUCCUUCGUGGACAGGACGAGAGUGCGCAGCCAGACGUUCUACGACGGGGAGGAGGGGUCGCCCGCGGGCGUGUGCCACCUGCCCAUGGAGCCGGCCUUCUGCCCCGACACACGCCAGGUGGUCGUGGAGUGCGCCCGGGAGCUGGGGCUGGACUUCCGGCCGACGGGAACGUGCGUCGUGAUCGAGGGCCCGCGCUUCUCGUCGCUUGCGGAGAGCCGUGUGUUCCGCGCCUGGGGCGGCCACGUCAUCAACAUGACCACCGUGCCAGAGGUGGUGCUGGCGAAGGAGGCGGGGCUAUGCUACUGCGCGGUCGCCAUGGCAACGGACUACGACUGCUGGAAGGAGCGGGACGUGGUGACUGUGAACGACGUGCUCACCACGUUCCGCAAGAACGUGAGCAAAGUGAUAAGCCUGUUCACCCUCGUGGUGCCCCGGAUCGCCGCCCGCAACUGGGACGCCACCAUCGACUCCCUGAAGGAAACUGUCCGGACCAGCGUGAUGUUGCCCCACAAAUAAACCCAGUUGCGCAGCUACGCUCACGUCUGGCGUUGGGGGCGGGUGUCUGUCCCAGUGGAGAGCUGUGCAAGAGUGUUAGCCAACUGACUGUGAAGCCUCAGCAUCACCUGCCGUGUCAUUAUUCUGGAUUUAGGGCAAUUACUACAGAUGUUUCACUGCAUGAUCAUUGUGCCAGCAUGUGUGUUGCUGCAAGCUUUAUCUACACGUGCAUGUACGUGGAUUCUGCUGUUUAUAAAGAACAUGAUAUGUACUCACUCCUUU
Bacillus rossius redtenbacheri is the source of this 1808-nucleotide messenger RNA. RefSeq names its product S-methyl-5'-thioadenosine phosphorylase. The record is from RefSeq and is a predicted model, not a curated record. The transcript is spliced from 6 exons. Gene Ontology annotation, cellular component: cytosol. Bases 711 to 1547 code for a protein of 278 amino acids. Gene Ontology annotation, molecular function: S-methyl-5-thioadenosine phosphorylase activity. Lineage: Eukaryota; Metazoa; Arthropoda; Insecta; Phasmatodea; Bacillidae. Gene Ontology annotation, biological process: nucleoside metabolic process.